Dermacentor andersoni is the source of this 7502-nucleotide messenger RNA. Its product is annotated as tyrosine-protein kinase transmembrane receptor Ror2-like. Lineage: Eukaryota; Metazoa; Arthropoda; Arachnida; Ixodida; Ixodidae. Gene Ontology annotation, molecular function: Wnt-protein binding; transmembrane receptor protein tyrosine kinase activity; ATP binding. Gene Ontology annotation, cellular component: signaling receptor complex; plasma membrane. Gene Ontology annotation, biological process: protein phosphorylation; multicellular organism development; positive regulation of kinase activity. The record is from RefSeq and is a predicted model, not a curated record.
AAGCAGCUGCUGGUCGGGCCAAUUCGACGAUGCCGUGGUGCGGAGAAGAGGCGGUUUUCUCGAAGUUUGUUCGGAGAAAAGUGUCCGCGACGGUGCUCAAGUCGCGCGUUGCGCGCGUGAAGUCAGAGCCGCGAUGCCGCCGACAGUGAGCGGGGUCCGAACCGUGUGAAAAAAAAGGUGUGCUGCGGCCGGCGACCGGUGGUCGCGUGUGUGACUCAUAACCGCCGACGCCGCGUCCCAUGUGAGGAACAACCGCUGGUGGAUGUUUUCAUGGCGAGAGUCUCCGAGUUCCUCAUCAGCCGCGGGACCGGCGUGACUGGUGCCAUGUUGUGGUUCAUGACAGGCGUCGUGCUCGCCGUAGCUACAUUGCCAGCAGCGACUGCGAAGAAGCCGGUUAUCGUGGAGGGACCCCGGAACCGGACAGUCUUGCUGGGCUCCAGCGUCACGUUGCCCUGUCUCGUGGAGCCGUCGCCUUCGUCGAGCGGGGGCACCGCGGGGGCCACGAGCGUGCUGUGGUUGCAGGACGGGCGUAGCCUCGCCAGCCAGGGUAGCUCACCGUGGCGGCAGCUGGACACCGGCGCCCUGCUCCUGCACCGGGUGGACGUGGCCGACGCCGGGUCGUACCGCUGCAGCGCCAGGAACGCCCACGGCGUCGCCUACUCCGAGACUGCGCAGCUCGUCGUUCACGUGCCGGCCAAACUUGAAGGGCCCCCUCGGACUACGCUCAAUGCAUCAGCGGGCACUACACUGGUUUUACGAUGCGACGCCGAGGGCGACCCACCCCCUGUGAUAACUUGGUGGAAAGACGGAAAGAGGGUGUCCACGGUCGAGUCGUCGGGAACGUCGGAGUCCCAGCUGAGCGUCAAUGCGACCGGCAGCGCAUCGUACGUGUGCCGCGCGACUAACGUCGUCGGGGAGAACCGCACCGAAGUGAGCGAGGCCCGUGAGUUCGUCGUCCAGGUCGAAGGAUCCCAGCCGCCAGCGUCCAGCACCACCGAGGCAGCCGUCGAACCGAGCAGCAGCGACGACUCCUCGGUCAUGGUUCAGGCCCAGCAGUCGCGGCCCGACGACGAGGACGAGGCCUCUUCGGCGACCGGGUCGUCGGCCGCGGAGGACGUGCCGCAGGGCUUCUGCUCGCCGUACACGGGAUCGGCGUGCCGGCGCUUCCUGGGCACGGGCCUGGUCUACUACAACAUCAGCCAGGACGCGUCGCCCGUCGUUCUCAACGAGCAGCUCACGCAGCAGCUCUGGGACGAGCUCAUCUCGUCGCUGCUCGAGCCGUGCCGCUCGGCCGCCGAGGUGAUGAUCUGCCACUACGCCUUCCCGCAGUGCGAGUGGCGCGCCCGGCUCGCCAUCGCCAAGCCGCUCUGCCGCGAGGACUGCAUCGCAGUUCGCGAGCUCUUCUGCUACAACGAGUGGGCCAUGAUCGAGGACAACAAGCAGCGCGGCAUUUUCUUCAAGUCGCGCGGCCACUUCCGGUUGCCCGACUGCGACCUGCUACCCAGUUACAAGGACAACGGCCUGUGCUCGCAUGCACAUCUCACGGACUUCCAGGAAGACGAGGUCACCGUGAACUGCAUCAAAGGCCGUGGUCGCUUCUACCAAGGAAGUGUCAACGUGACCAAGUCUGGCAUUCCGUGUCAGCGAUGGGAUGUGCAGGAGCCCCAUCAUCACAACAGACCUCCAAUGGUAUUCCCUGAAGUGCUCAACUCUGAGAACUACUGCCGAAAUGCCGGUGGUGAAGAGCCCAUGCCCUGGUGUUAUACAACAGACCCCAGGAAACGAUGGGAGCACUGUUCCAUACCCCAGUGCGAGAACACAACCCUCGGCGACGUGUCGGGCCGCGACAUCCUGGACCUGUUCGAGCCGCCCGGAGAGCCGUCGUUCGCGCCGGCGCUGGUUCUCCUCGUGUCCGCCGUGAGCUUGGCGGCGCUGGUGCUGCUGCUGUCGCUGGCGCUGGGCUGCCGCCGCCUGCGGCGCUACGGCGGGGCCCGCUCCCGUAGCGGCGGUUACAACGCAACGCCGACGGCCGACGUGGAGAUCGAUCUGGACAAGCUGCCCUCGAAUGCCUCCUACCACCACACCGCUGCCAGGCUCCACCCCCGCCUGGAGAAGCUCGAGUACCCGCGAAACGACAUCAUCUACCUGAGAGACAUUGGGCAGGGGGCUUUCGGACGCGUCUUCCAGGCCAAGGCCCCCGGCCUCAUCAAAGGUGAUGACUUCACCACGGUGGCGGUCAAGAUGCUGAAGGAGGAAGCAUCCGAGGACCUCCAGAGCGACUUUGAGCGCGAGGCCUGUCUCAUGGCGGAGUUCGACCAUCCCAAUAUUGUCAAGCUGCUGGGCGUCUGCGCCGUGGGGAGUCCCAUGUGCCUGCUCUUCGAGUACAUGGGCAAGGGAGACCUGAACGAGUACCUCAGGUCCUGCUCUCCCUCCAACUACAUCGUGCGCAACCCGUCGGGCGGCUGCGGCGACAUGUUCAGCGACGUCCGGCUCAGCCACCUGGAGCUCGUCUCGAUCGCGCGCCAGGUCGCGGCCGGCAUGGUAUACCUGUCCGAGCGCAAGUUCGUGCACCGGGACCUGGCCACGCGUAACUGCCUCAUCAGCGACGACAUGGUCGUCAAGAUCGCGGACUUCGGCCUCUCGCAGAAGAUGUACGCGGCCGACUACUACCGCGGAAGCGAGCACGACGCCAUUCCGAUACGCUGGAUGCCACUAGAGGCCAUACUUUACAACAAGUUCACUGUCGAGUCGGAUGUGUGGGCGUUUGGCGUGGUGCUUUGGGAGAUCUUCUCGUUCGCGCUACAGCCCUACUACGGCAUGACGCACGAGGAAGUGGUGGCAUUCGUCAAGGAGGGAAACUGCCUCGGCUGCCCAGAAGGCGCGCCGGCGCCGGCCUACGCGCUGAUGAGAGCGUGCUGGAGUCGCAAGCCAUCGGGCCGGCCCAGCUUCAAGACGAUCCACAGGGCACUUGGGACACUGCAUAACGAGCUAGUCAAGCACAGGGACAAAGAGAACAUGGUCCACGUAUGAGGACAGGGACUCUAAAUCUUCUACAUGUAUUGUGACACCAGUGACUUCAGAAGUCAUGUGCUCUCGACCAUGGGGCCGCUUGUACGGACGUCUCAGCAGUACGGCCUUCUAGGUCAGCACCACGAGGACUUGUUGGUGAUCCGACAACCACGGCUUUUGGUGUGCCGCCGUUUAUGUUCGCAACUUUGUAAAGAUCAACGUCGAGAUUGCGAGUGUUGGAGUUAGCGAGGCGAAUUUGUCGGUCAUCGGGCCUGACCGUUCAUUUCUUUCACGCCAGCAUUUUCUUUUUUCGCCCGCCGCUUUAAAAAGCAGAAUCGUCGUUCCGGUUUUACAGCUCAUACAGUUGAAUCAUGUACAGUCGGCGUCGCCCUUGUGUUGAGUGCGGGAACGGUGGCCUCCGGGGCGCUCCGGGGGCAGCUAGCGACGUCUAACGCGAGUUGCUGAGCCCGAAGUGUAACGGUAGCUACUGGGCACAUUUGCGCCUAGCAACUACCGCUAGACGUCGCUGGCUGCCUGCAGAGCACCCCGGAUGCCGACUUUCCCUCGCAAUGCACAAAGGUCGCGCCGACUGUACUGUGCAUUUUGCGUGAUUUGACCUUUGGGCAUCCGCAUCAUUCCAAGAAAUAAUUUGAUUCACGGUGCCAAAAUUUCAAUCAGCAAUGCCCGGCAUGUGACUUGUGAGGUACACAGCAACAGUAUUGCCUCUCUGCUAAUCUUACAUUCAGUAUAAACGCUUUGGACACAAGUGAAAAAAACAUUGUAGCCCAUCAAUCAUGAUAAUUUAUUGUGAAUUUGAUCUAAGAGGGCAGGCAUAUGCACCUUGGUCUACAAGUCAUUCACUGUAGGUGUUGCACAUUCCCAAAGACACUAACAACUGACCGAAACACCAGUAAAUUAGGGUGCAAAUGAAAAGAUCUCUUCUUUUACUGAUGUGUUUCAGGUAAACAAGAAAGUUUAAAUCUUGCAUCGACCACAAAAGCACUGUAAAACACUUUGUGUGGGACUGUCAUAAGUUGCACAUAUACACCAUGUGAUCACAUGCUUUAUAGAUUCCUUACAUAAAGUUGUAUGCACUUCUGUUUUCCACACAAAGGUAUUUUAAAUUUUCCUCUUCCCACGUGCAAGGCUUGAAUUAUUUUUUUCACUUCGUUGAACCUUCGCACGAAAAUUAGCACCAAGAAUACUGUUACUCUCAAUGACUAGUAUAUUUAUUGUACAAUGACACACAGGCAAGAUUUUUUGACUAAAGAAUUUCAUUGAAAAUUUUUCACUACACUUGAAUUGGAGUCAUUACUAGGCUAGCGUAUUCUGGAAAUUAUGUUAUAUCUGUUCUUUGCAAGAUCCUAAAAUUUCAACUGCCAGUUCUUGCAAAAUGUCCACACUGUUUGGAUAUGCAUUAUUUAAAUAAGCACAACAGUGUUAGUAAGUUACAGAACUUGGCCUGGCAGCUUAGUUUGUCAUGUUUAUGAUAUUCAAAUUUCCCAGUUUAUAUUUAUUGCAGUAAGCUGGUGUGUGCGUCUCAGAAAUUGACACACAGCACCUGGGACCCAGUUCCCUGUGACACCCAGUUCCCUGUGACACCAGGUUAGAAUAGCACAAGACACACUGUAAUAUGUAUAAUUCAUGGUGUUUACAAUUUGUGGAAUCUUCUGGGUCAUCUCUGAAAGCACAAAAAAGACGAUUUUGUGUACUGAAUGCAAGCUGGUCUGUCAUUUUUCAGCACACACUGUCACUUGUAUGUACAAGACACCGCUGCAGUAUGAUCUCACUUAGUGUUUUCUAUUCUGUUACACAAAUAUCACCUUGUCUGCAAUAACAAGCACUAGCUCUAGGCGGGACAGUCAGGUCGACAAGGGACAGGUCUUUUUUCUUAUUGUCCCACACAAGGAUGAACCAACUAGCCCCAAAGCAUAUUCUAUUAAAAUAUUACCUUUGUGAAAUUGCACUGUAUGUUGUCAAUCGACCAGACUCUUUCGAAGUGAGGAAGUAUUAAGAUAGCAGGUGCACUUGGUGUCCUAUCUAAAGGUGUCAUACUGGAAUUCUACCCUUGCCUUCUACCCUUGCCUUCUACCCUUGCCUUUUCUGUUCACUUUUUUUGGGAGGGGGAGCAGCUGUGCCCCACAUGCAGGCAAUAUUUGUACUUCAAGCAAGUCAUACCUCGUGGUGUCUAAGACUCGUUUGUGACUCGAAAAAAUGUCAUUCUGGUGAUGCCAUCAGAAAAUAGUUUUCCUUAAACGUUUUCCUACUCAGUCUUCUCACUGCUACCUAAUUAUAGGCACCAAUUGCUGAAAGUCCUUUUGUGCACUUGGUACCAAACUAAAUGCAAUAAUAUUAGUUUACAUGCUUGCUUACAUUAAGCUUUACAUUGCAAGCAACAGGAGUUUUAUGCUCAUCUGUAGCUUAAUGACAGGGAUGUGAGGGUGUACACUCCAAUAGAAAGUUUUUGCCAUUUCCCAAGGCAUGCUGUGCUUUGCCAGAAAAAGAACAUUUGCAAGGCUGGGCACUCUUUUCAUUCAAUUUUAUCCAUUUGCUUGUACAGACAAGUCGCUGACUACAAGCGCAAUUGAAAACAUUCCAACACAUCAGCCUGCACUACUGUGGGCUUGCUGUACUCGGAUAGAGCAGGGACCAAGUGCCUGAUCCCAUCUAUCAAUACUAAACUCUGUUGUCCUCUGAAGAUUGUAACAAGGGCUUCCGAAAUGGGGCUUUUUACACAGUGACCAUUUUAGUGUAGCCGAAUGUCGUUUUUAUCUCUUUUUUUUUACGUCAACGAAGACCCUUAGCUUCUGGGACGUGUACAUGCUUUUAAAUCGUCUUGGGAAGACACCAUUUAUAUUUUAUAUGUACUAUUAUUGUUUUUGUUAUUGCUUAGAAAACUUUAUCUUCAUGUAUUUUACAUGUUUUUUCUUUUGCUCAUGCCUUUUACUCAUGAGUUGCAUCUUUGCGACGUUUACGCAAAAAAAAAAAUAUGAGGUGUGAUGGUAACUGGCUAUUUUAUAGCAUUUCAGUGGAACUUGUCUAGACAACCUUUUCAAGAAUGGCAGGAGUGAUUGAGGUUUUCUUUUAUAUGAAGGCAAGAAGCGUGGACUGAGCUAUUGGUCAACAAAGCCUUACCAAAUCAUCUGUUGGAGCAUUUAGAAGCUUGUGUAUAUAAUGUAUGCAGAGGUUUUUGCAGUGAACUUGUGUGAAAUGCUUGUUAUUGAACUACUUGCGAAAUGAGGUUCUCAAGCACUUCCAAUUUAUGAGAAGAAGUCUCAAAACUAGCAGGACAUGAGUUAAGUACUGUUGACUGUGCUCAGUAAAUUAUGAUUUUUUGAAGAUGGAGCCCAGGCCAUCCCAGCCUGUUUGUAACAAACACAAGAAAAUGUUGUGUCACAUUUUUUUUCGCACAUUAAAGUUCGGUGUGCUUAAGUGCUAAAAGUUGCGCAUUGUACAGGCUCACUAGAUGAGCAUAAUAAUUUUUCCAGGUACUAAACAUUUAUUCUAUUUCUGCAAGCUGAACCAGUUCUGCAAGCACUCUUCGUUGCAAAUUCUUAGGUGCUGCUCAAUAUCUGUGUCCAAUAUACUCUUUCCUAGUCAUUCCAUGCUACAAUGCUGGAGUACUACUGUUAGUGUCUCAGCUUGUUAUAUGGCAUUAUGUUUAAUCAAAACAGCAAUCUUUAAUUCACUGACAACACGAUUUCCUAAAGCCUGCCAUUCGUUUCCGUCAUUUUCUCUUACAUUUAAUUGCAGUCUAAACACCCAGCAGUUAUUCUCACAUUGUCAAUGUAACCUGCAGAUUUCCACAUCCAACAGAGUCAAACUUUUGAUGAAAAAAAACAAGUUUUGUAUACCCUGCACUGCAAUCGUUAGAAUGUGUUAACUAUAUAGGUCUAAAUAAUCUUAUCUUCGUCAAUGUUAGAAACAUCAGAGCUAGAGUAAGCAGGACUAAAAGCUCAUUAUGUUGACCUUUUUUAUUUGCAUAUUUAGUCUUUCAAAGUGUUUGAGUUAUUUUGGUACUGGCCAGAAAACGUAUGUGUGUGACACUUGGACAAUUGCAAACAAGCUUCUUUGUGCUGUUGGUUUUCUGGGUAGGCAAUUAUUCCACAAAUGUGCACGUCGACCACGUCUGCGUUUUAUACAUUUGUCUACGCAACUGCACUUGCCGUAGGGUGGCAUUUUCAGGUCUGUUGUUGAUCACGUUAUAUGCCGCCUUCGACAGAGCCGUUCUCUGUGUGAGUGCUGUGCUUCUUCGGAGGAGUGCGAGCUCCGUAGGCGCCUUGCUGUUGUGUACAUGAGGUGCUGUAUGGUGGCACUGGACACAUCAAAUAAGCAACUCUUUCACAUGUGUGUACAGGAAAGUCACAGGCACCGCUCGUGGCAGCAUAUUGUUUCUUCUUAUCUCGUCACUUGCAUGUAUGUCUGGAUGUACAGUUUGGGAAGUGGGGAACACGUUGUGGCAUUUGUACAUAAAAGCACCAUGGUACUUCUAA